AUGGUGGGAAGGCAACGCAGACGGGAGUCUUUGGUCUUCGCCGCCCUCAUCCCCACCCUCAUCGCCCUCUCCGCCGCCGGCGACACCUUCGUUCCCGGCGACCGCUUGGAAGACGGCGGUUCAUUAGUAUCCUCCGAUGGAAGCUUCAAGCUGGGAUUCUUCACGCCGGGGAAGUCGAAUUUCAGGUAUCUGGGCAUCUGGUACAACCAGAUCUCCGUCCAGACGGUGGUCUGGGUGGCCAACCGUGACAGUCCCCUGCCGAACAGAACGGGCAUCCUAUCCAUCUCCAUCAACGGCAGCCUCUCCCUCUCCGACACAAAGGGGGUGGCCUACUGGUCGACGCCUCCGACGAGAGUUGCCGGGCCAGUAGCCAAGCUUCUGGACGACGCCAACUUCGUCGUGGCCGGGGCCGGUGAAGGUGAGUACGCCUGGCAGAGCUUUGACCACCCCACAGACACCCUCCUUCCCGGGAUGAAGUUGUGGGUCGACCGCCGGACCGGGUUGACAAAAAACUUAACUUCAUGGAAGUCCGACGACGACCUUGGCACUGGGGACUACACAUCCUUUUUGGACUCUCGCGGGGAUCCGCAGAUCAUCUUAGUCCAGGGCUCCAAGCAGGUGUGGAGGUCGGGGCCGUGGGUAGGAGGAAGAUUCAGCGGGAUCCCCGAAAUGAGGAGCUAUGGCAUAUUCAACUUCUCCUUCGUCUCAAACGCCGACGUAGCCUACUACCAAUUCAGCACCCGGAAUAAGUCCGUCCUGUCAAGGCUGGCGGUGCAGCCCAAAGGUCUGAUAGAACGGCUGGUCUGGAUACAGGGCGUGGGCGAGUGGAACGUCUUCUGGUCCGGUCCCAGGGACCGCUGCGAUGCCUUUGGCUACUGCGGGAUCUUUGGCGUCUGCGACGCCAACGAGUCUCCGAUGUGUAGAUGUCUCCAAGGUUUUGAACCCAAGUCCCCGGAGAACUGGAGUCUCAGAGACGGGAAGGACGGUUGCAGGCGGAGGACGGCGUUGGACUGCCAAAAUGGCACCGACGGAUUCCUCUUGUUGGCUAACGCGAAGCUUCCCGACACCUCGGGGGUGAUGGUGAACGAGAUGGCGACGGAGGAGUGCAGGGAGGCGUGCCUGAGGAAUUGCUCCUGCACGGCCUACGCCAUGAAGGAGAUGAUGAACGGCGGCAGGAGCAGCUGCAUACUGUGGAGUGGCGUUUUGGCGGACCUCCGGGUCUACGACGAUGGCGGGCAGGACCUGUUUGUCCGUCUCGCACGUGCCGAUAUAGGUACGACCGGAGAAAAGUACCUUCAGCUUGGGUGGAACUCAUCUUCCAGGGUUUUCAGAGCCGGCGGUUCUGACCACUUGUAA
Molecule: messenger RNA, 1356 nt
Organism: Spirodela intermedia
Lineage: Eukaryota; Viridiplantae; Streptophyta; Magnoliopsida; Alismatales; Araceae
Source: the annotation of a GenBank genome assembly